Molecule: messenger RNA, 3256 nt
Organism: Chrysoperla carnea
Lineage: Eukaryota; Metazoa; Arthropoda; Insecta; Neuroptera; Chrysopidae
Gene: for
Product: cGMP-dependent protein kinase, isozyme 2 forms cD4/T1/T3A/T3B
Exons: 5
Coding region: 42-3179 (1045 amino acids)
Biological process (GO): protein phosphorylation
Molecular function (GO): ATP binding; cGMP-dependent protein kinase activity
Source: RefSeq, a predicted model, not a curated record
AAUAAUGAAUUGAGUAUAAUACUCAAAAUUUGAAGAAAAAAAUGAAAAUAAAAAAAUAUCCUGGUAAAGUUGUAACAGCCGAAACAGACGUUAAAUGGUUUGAAAAUGAUGGAACACAUUCACGAAGUCAAGUGUACGAAGCGAAUUGGUUAGAUGCACAAAAAAGUUUAACAUCAAUAUCCACAACAAAUUCAUCAAGUCAAUGGAAUGAUGACGACGAUGAGCAAAUAUUAAGUUCCUCAGCAUCUUCAUCAUCGUCUGACGUAGAAUAUUCGAAACUUCCAUCCGAUGAUGUAAUUAUACCAAAGUCAAAAACUAUCGAUUCAUCAACACUACCAAAAACAAAGAAUUAUGUAAAACGACAAUUAUCUGAACGAACUUAUCAUGUACCAACCCCGCCACAGAAUACUUCGGAUAGCGAAACAAUUGAGAGGAUACGAAAAACAAAAAAUUUACGUCGAUAUCAUUCUGAUCGAUAUGCGAGUUUAUUGAUAAAUGGUUUAAAGGUAAAAAUUGAUAAAACACGAGAAGAAGCUUUUUCGAAAACGCUCAAAAAUUACGAACAAUCGACUUCGUCGUCAGAUAGCAGUAGUAGUUUUUAUAAUAAUCAUUACUAUCAUUCUUCAUCGAGUGAUGAAAAUUCGUCAGAUAAUUCGUUCUACGUUUCAUCUUCACCAGCGAAAAGUAAAGGUACAUCGUAUUCGAGUAGAGCAUUUAGCAGUGAAAGUUCAUCGUCCAUUGAUGAAAACAAUUAUAUUCAACUAAAAAAUGCAGAAAAUGCAUUUAGCAAAGAUAACAUUUGGUGUGGGCUGCAAUCAACAUUAAUAAACGAGACAAAAGAAAUAUUAAAUAAACCAAAGGAAGAUGUGGAUGCGUGGGUAACGCCUGUUAUUAAUUCAACAGAUCAUAUUAGUCCAAGUGAUGUAGGUUUUUAUAAUAAUAAAAUAGCGGAUAUUCAAUCAAAGAAAUGUGUUAAUUUCCAAAAUGAUAACGGAAUUACGACUAUAACGCCAUCAGGUAUGGUAAUUAAACAUCAAUAUUCAACACCCAAUACAGAACAGUUAAAAAAGACACAAAAAACUGAUCAGAAUAUUGAAUUAGCUAACACUGUAAUACCAACAAGGCAACGAAAAAAAUCACUAGAUAUGAUAUUAAAAAAAACUAAAGAUAACAAAUAUAUUUGUUAUCCGCCAACGGAUUUUAAAUCAAUGCCGAUUUUAAACAAUGAACCCGAUGUUAUUGUUGAACAACCAAAAUCGAUUAUCAAUACAGAAUUGAAACGUACGAAUUCAAAAAGAACUUGUGAUAGUGUCCAAAGUGUUGAUCCGAAUUCAAAUAGUAAUGAUUUCGUCAUACCUAGACCAAAAUUAAUUGUACCUGUACACACGUAUGGGAUACGAAAACGUCGAACGGGGAACUUAUCGGUACGGACUGUGUCACAAUGUAGUAGUGUUUGUGGGGAUGUACAAAGUUUAAAAACACCAGUAAAUAAGAGUAAAUUUCAAAAUCAUCGACGUGGUUUAAGUGAUGAAAGUGUUUUACAAUCGUCUAUCAAGGACAGUUCUCUUAAUGGCAGAGAUUAUGAGUCAGCUGGUUCAGAGGGGCGUGUAGAGGUAUCACGUGAAAAUAAAUAUCUAAGCACCUUAGCACCUGGAAAAGUACUUGGUGAAUUAGCUAUUUUAUAUAAUUGUAAGCGUACGGCAACAAUUAAAGCGGCUACCGACUGCAAGCUCUGGGCCAUCGAGAGACAAUGCUUCCAAACGAUUAUGAUGCGUACUGGUCUCAUCAGACAGGCCGAAUACACAGAUUUCUUAAAAAGUGUACCAAUAUUCAAGAACUUACCAGAAGAUACGUUAAUCAAAAUAUCCGAUGUUUUGGAAGAAACAUUCUGGGCACAAGGCGAUUAUAUUAUUCGUCAAGGUGCAAGAGGUGACACUUUCUUCAUUAUCAGUAAAGGGCGAGUUAAGGUUACAAUUAAACAACCUAAUACUCAAGAAGAGAAAUAUAUUCGAACUUUAGUAAAAGGUGACUUCUUUGGAGAGAAGGCAUUGCAAGGAGAUGAUUUGAGAACAGCGAACAUUAUUUGUGAUGAUCCUGAGGGCGUUACUUGUUUAGUUAUUGAUAGGGAGACAUUCAAUCAAUUGAUAUCUAGUUUAGAUGAAAUCCGAACUAAAUAUAAGGAUGAAGGAAUUGAACGUAGAAGGAUAACUGACGAAUUCCGAGAUGUGAAAUUAUCCGACUUAAAAAUAUUAGCAACACUUGGUGUUGGUGGAUUUGGUCGUGUAGAAUUAGUACAAAUUUGGGGUGAUCCAUCACGAUCAUUUGCUUUAAAACAAAUGAAGAAAGCACAAAUUGUUGAGACUCGACAACAACAGCAUAUUAUGUCAGAAAAAGAAAUUAUGGGUGAAGCAAAUUGUGAAUUUAUUGUGAAAUUAUUCAAAACAUUUAAAGAUCGUAAAUAUUUAUACAUGUUAAUGGAAUCAUGCUUGGGUGGUGAAUUAUGGACGGUAUUACGUGAUAAAGGACAUUUUGAUGACGCCACAACACGCUUUUAUACAGCAUGUGUUGUCGAAGCAUUUGACUAUUUACAUUCUCGCAAUAUUAUUUAUAGAGACUUAAAGCCAGAAAAUUUAUUAUUAGAUAAUAAUGGUUAUGUGAAAUUAGUUGAUUUUGGUUUUGCGAAAAAAUUACAAACUGGACGUAAAACAUGGACAUUCUGUGGUACACCUGAAUAUGUGGCACCAGAAGUUAUACUAAAUCGUGGUCAUGAUAUCAGUGCUGAUUAUUGGUCAUUAGGAGUACUCAUGUUUGAAUUGUUGACAGGCACACCACCAUUUACGGGUGCUGAUCCAAUGAAAACUUACAAUAUUAUAUUGAAAGGUAUCGAUGCUAUUGAAUUUCCAAGGAAUAUAACAAGAAAUGCUACAGCACUUAUCAAGAAAUUAUGUCGUGAUAAUCCUGCUGAACGAUUAGGAUAUCAAAAAGGAGGCAUUAGUGAAAUACAAAAACACAAAUGGUUUGAUGGCUUUAAUUGGGAAGGUUUAUGCAAUAGAACAUUAAUACCACCAAUUAGUCCACAAGUACGAAGUGUAAUAGAUACAUCAAACUUUGAUGAAUAUCCACCAGAUGGUGAUGGUCCCCCACCAGAUGACGUGACUGGAUGGGAUGCUGAUUUUUAGGAAUAUAUUAUGCAAUUUUAGGAGUAUCAAAUAUGAAAUAUAUAUAUUAUAUAAAAUAUAUUAAUUAAUGUGAACUG